This is a messenger RNA of Sarcophilus harrisii (Tasmanian devil), 1964 nucleotides long. It is a transcript of the gene FGFR1OP2, whose product is annotated as FGFR1 oncogene partner 2. The record is from RefSeq and is a predicted model, not a curated record. Lineage: Eukaryota; Metazoa; Chordata; Mammalia; Dasyuromorphia; Dasyuridae. The transcript has 7 exons. The coding region runs from base 182 to 943 and encodes 253 amino acids. Gene Ontology annotation, biological process: response to wounding.
CAGUUUAGGAAACAUUUGUUUUCUGUACCAAAAGAGGCCAAAGAGAGCCUUACAGUCUACAGGAGAGACAUGCAUGCAAGCAAAUACACACAAAGCGAGUCACAUACGCGAUAAGCAGGGAAUUAUUAAAAGCAGAAAAGCGCUGGAAUAAAAGAGGUUAGAGAAGUCUUCGUGUACAGAAAUGAGCUGCACAAUUGAAAAAGCUCUUGCAGAUGCUAAAGCACUUGUUGAACGAUUAAGAGACCAUGACAAUGCAGCAGAAUCUCUUAUUGAACAAACUACAGCUCUCAACAAACGAGUAGAAGCAAUGAAACAGUAUCAAGAAGAAAUUCAAGAACUUAAUGAAGUUGCAAGACACCGACCACGAUCUACAUUAGUUAUGGGAAUUCAGCAAGAAAACAGACAAAUCAGAGAAUUGCAGCAAGAAAAUAAAGAAUUACGCACAUCUCUUGAAGAACACCAGUCUGCUUUAGAACUCAUAAUGAGCAAGUACAGAGAGCAGAUGUUUAGGUUGCUAAUGGCCAGCAAAAAAGAUGACCCAGGUAUUAUUAUGAAGUUAAAGGAGCAACAUUCCAAGAUUGACAUGGUAUACCGUCACAGCCCCGAAGGAAUCUUCCUUGGUGCACCUCGACGAAUCCUUGAAGCAACUCAACAUGGACUGGAAAGAAGGCACUUGGAAGCAAAUCUGAAUGAAUUACAAGUACAUGUGGACCAGAUUACUGAAAUGGCAGCAGUGAUGAGAAAAGCCAUUGAAAUUGAUGAGCAGCAGGGUUGCAAGGAGCAGGAACGAAUUUUUCAACUUGAACAGGAAAACAAAGGCUUGAGAGAAAUCCUUCAAAUAACUCGAGAAUCAUUCCUGAGCCUCAAGAAAGACGAUGCAUCAGAAAGCACAUCUUUGUCAGCAUUGGUAACCAGCAGUGAUUUGAGCCUGAGGAAGAGCUAAAGAACCUGAAGAAUCAACUGAGCUUCUAUUGCACAGCUCCUAAUAAGGAACCAGGGUUUACUUAAAAAAUUGUUAAUGAAUUGAGCACCAGAAAAAUCACAAUCUUAUAUUAACCCUACAAUUCAUUCUUUUUAUAUUAUGUAUAGUACACUGGCAAAUGACAUUUUAAAAAGAUAUUAACAGAAGAUCAAUAUUUGGUUGUCAUUGACUUUAUUCCUAAUAUUAAAAUUUUUAAUGGGAAAGUGGAAACUGUAAGCCAUUGUUAAACAAAUAAAAGUUCUCAUAUAUAGAAACUACUGAUCAUACUAAGCCCAUGCCAUGCUGUUAUUUUUCCUAACUUUUUUUAAUCCAAAUAUUAAAUAUAUUUAAAACUCCACAUAAAAUUUAUCCCAUUACCCCAUUUUUAAAAAUCCCUAUUUCUUAGCUUAGACUUAACAAAAAAGGAAACAUGUCCGUUAAUUAAUUUAGUCUCUAUUUGAUAGGAAGACUAGCAAAUGGUUAUAUUUUACAUGUACUGGACCUACCUUUACAUUUCUUAAGAAAUGACUUUCAAAGAUGUCAUGAUUAUUUUUUAAAAAGAUAAUCUUUUGGUUUCGUGGCAUAGGCCAUAAAUUGGAUACAUGUUUAUUCUUUAAGUGUAGAUCCUGAAAGGUGCUUUUCUUUUAGUCAGCAACAUAUCAUAGUUGACAAUGACAUUUUGGGUAAUAACAGUCCAUAACUUACUGAAGGAGAAGAAAUGUAGAAACCAUCUUUUCAGUAAUGAAAAAGAAAGAUAAUACUACUUUCUGAGAAAGAAAACCAUAUAGAAGACAAGAUUAUUCAGUAGGUUGAACUACUACUUUAGUGGGGGAAUAGGUUAGGUUUGGAUUCCUAAAUGAAUAUUAUUUGGUCAGGUUUAGUUUCUGGUCGAUUUUUAGGAAUAUUAACCUGUCCAUUACCCGGCUGUCAUAGUUAGGCCUGAUAUAGCAAGCCAACAAUAGAGAGAUUUGAAGUAAAAAAAAAAAAAAAAAACCAACCCAUA